CUGAAGAAACCCAUUGAACUGUACCGGUAUGCCCGCCUGCACACACCCGUGCUGCAGUCAGUGCAUCAAUUUUGUAUAGGAAAUGGCUGUUGGAGGCAUCGCAGCAACGUCAGCUGUGAAACACUUAGGCUGAGCGCGCCUCCCUCUCUCUCCAUCCUGUAACCACGAGCUGAGGGGAGGAGGGCUCUGCUUUUUCUGUGCAAUGGGGGAGAAGAGAGCGCUGGCAACAGAAACAUGUCAGCCUCCGACUCCAGCGCUAAAGGACUCAUCUGUAACAAGGGUUCAGCCGAUUCCUGCACUAGUCGACCCUCGGAUUCCGACCUGUCCCUGGAGGAGGACCAGGAGGCGUCUCGGCGUGAAGCCGAGCGCCAGGCUCAGCUACAGCUAGAGAGAGCCAAGUCCAAACCGGUAGCAUUUGCAGUGAAAACCAAUGUGAGCUACUGUGGGGCCCUUGAUGAAGAUUGUCCAGUCCAAGGUGCUGCUAUUAACUUUGAAACAAAAGACUUCCUGCACAUAAAAGAGAAAUACAACAAUGACUGGUGGAUUGGUCGGCUGGUGAAGGAAGGGGCAGACAUCACUUUUAUCCCGAGCCCAGUCAAACUGGAAGCCAUGAGGAUCAAACAAGAGCAGAAAGCAGCAGCAAGGAAAGGAGGGAACGCUUCAUCUGGAGGCUGGAGAUCCACCCCGCCAUCUGCAGCCAAACAGAAGCCGAAACAGACGGAACUUGUUCCUCCGUAUGACGUGGUCCCUUCGAUGCGCCCGGUGGUGCUGGUGGGGCCUUCGCUGAAAGGAUACGAGGUAACAGACAUGAUGCAGAAAGCCUUGUUUGACUUCCUAAAGCACAGAUUUGAUGGCAGGAUCUCCAUUACGCGGGUGACUGCUGAUCUAUCGCUGGCGAAGCGCUCGGUGCUGAACAAGAAGGCCAUAAUGGAGAGAUCCAACACGCGCUCCAGUCUGGCGGAGGUCCAGAGUGAGAUAGAGAGGAUCUUUGAGCUGGCCAAGUCCCUCCAGCUGGUCGUCCUGGAUGCAGACACCAUCAAUCACCCAGCACAGCUCCUCAAAACCUCUCUGGCUCCCAUCAUUGUCUACGUCAAAGUCUCCUCACCUAAAGUUCUUCAGAGGCUGAUCAAAUCUCGAGGGAAGUCACAAAGCAAACACCUCAACGUCCAGAUGAUGGCAGGAGACAAGCUGGCACAGUGUCCACCUGAGAUGUUUGAUGUCAUCCUGGAUGAGAAUCAGCUGGAGGAUGCAUGUGAACAUCUGGCUGAGUACCUGGACAUUUACUGGCGAGCUACUCAUCUCCCCUGUUCUGCCCCUGUUAACCCCUUACUGGACCAAAGUGAGGUCACCCCACCCUCAGCUAACUCCAGCCAACAAUUUUCUGAGACUCAAGAGUUGAUAGAAUGAUCACUACCACGGACAAAGUGUUUCUUGUCUUGAAAUGCCCCCCCUGCUCCACUGCAGGAAGCCCCUCGUCCGGAAGGUCAAAGAGCACAGGGACCAGGGCGCCACCAGGGGGCAGCAGUAGCCCUCAGCACCUUCUCUGGCCACACCUGGCCGGCGAAGAGAACACGAGCAGAGCACCUCCAAGGAGAGAAAGAGCAAGGGGCUGGUGAGCUGGAGGAAGAGGAGACACAAAACAGGGAGAGGAGCAGGAGGGAGGAGGAGGAGGAGGAGGAGGAGGAGGAAGAUUCAAGAGAGGAGCCUGCACCUCACUGCUGCCCCCUCGGGAAAGAGCUCCCUGCUCCCACCACCGUGCGACAACUCAGGGCCGCUUUCUACAGCUACACUUCUUACUGGUAACAAAAACCAGUGCAGCAGUGCAGUCCUGCACGCCACCCCCCCCCCCCCCCCCCCCGCUCCCCCCAUCCUCCCCCCUCCCCCUCCCUCCCUCCCACCCUGACCUCGUUCCCAACUCCUCCGUGCUUUCACACUGGAAGUCACAUUUCUCAGCCUGGAGAGCUGAGUUGGCCCAUGUGUGAUCAGACCCCCCCAACCCCUUCCUCCUCCCUCCCCACCCAGAGGAGGCAGUCCCAGACACACAUGGGCUAAUUCAGCUGUGGUUGUAGAUAAAUACAUGUGAGGAGAGAAAAGAGAACUGUAGCAUAGCAACACUAUAAGUAUUAUUCAAGAUACAAACACGAGUAGCUUCCCAGGGUUUCCUCUCUGGAGACCCGGUUUCCCCUUUUGGCCAAAGAGUGCAGAGAGACAGAAUCCGAGUCUGUUUGUCCUCCGUAUCUACAGCUGUCCGUCGGCUGUCAUUCCAGUUUAAACCAAAUGUCUCCUCAAAGGCACAAUUGUUUCCAGCAGAAUCAACAUGGUCUCCCAAGGAAAAUGAUAACUUCCUUUCCUUGUUUAUCCAGUAGCCUUUUUAAAGUGUUAUUUAUUCACAAAUAUGUUUUACAGCAACUAUCUAUACAACUAUGUACGAUUCAUAUCUUGCUCUCGGUAUAACAGUUCACUUAUCUGUAUGCAACAGUGAUGCAAAGCUCAUGCAUGACAAGCACAUACUUGCACAUCAAGACUAUAUGCAUAUUUUGUCACAGCUGUGAAUGUAUAAAUGCUGGAAGGAUUAUUUACAAUAACUGUGGUUUGUUUGCAGAUAUUUAGCGGAAAAUUUGAUAACCUUCAAAAUUAACCCCAAACUGUGGUUGUCAUGAAAUAUCUUUUUUUUUCUUUUUUUUAAACCACAAAGAAAUUAGUUAAGUUAUUUAUAAUUUAUUUUUUCUGAAAAAAUUGGAAAAAUCUUGACACAUAAUUGAAGCACAAGCAAAUCCAAAAAAAGGACAGUUUUGUUGCUCCAGUCUCAGGCUUGUACAAACUGGCAUUGAUGACGGUUGACUGUCCUUUUUUUGCAGAACCCUUACUCUUAUUACCGGGUGUUGUACAGUACAUAAUUCUUUAUAGAAAUAUUUGCCAUUGCCUGUUUAAUAUAUUUUACUUCUUCACAAUGACUAUGAUAAAUUGUGCGAGAUGAAACAACCACAUCAUGUCUUGUUCUUAAGGUUUCCAAGUGGACUGCAAAAAACAUAAAAAUCACUUAAAUCAGUAUAUUUUCUGUAUGAUGUCCAAAGACAAUAUAUUUAAAGAUGAAUAAUACAUUGAAUAUAACCUACUCGUCCACUCAUUAGUGUAUCGAAAAAGUGGAUGUACUAUUAUGCAUAAACAGCUAAACAUGUGAAUAUCAGCCCAACAUGUAGGGAGUAUCGGGAGGGGGGCCGCUAGUGGAAUAGUCAAGUUCAUACUUUCAAAUCCUAUCAAAUUCCUAUUUCUCUGCCAACUGCAUAGCAAUGGCCAGAUUUAACUUUAACUACUACAUACAUGAGUAAUAUGUACAACUUCUAGUCAUAAGACAAGUCAAAUAAAUGUAUUUGCUGCAAAUCCUAAAAGCUUCAUCCAAACGUUGCAAAGUCAACAAUUGCCUCUUUUGUUCAUAUAAUCAGUGCAAUCACAUUAUACAUAAUACAGCACCCACAAUACAUAUAAGUAAUUCACUGACAUUCUCGACAAUGAUGCAACCUCUUUCACCUUCUAAAACUCUAGAAUUCAGCUAGCAUACAACUUAUGUAAAUACUGUAAUGUAUGUGCAUGACGUAUCGCAUUCCUGUUUUAUCCGAAGGGCUUUUUAGGACCAUCCUCACACGAGCCACUUGACUUACACAAGUCACAUGUUAUCAAGGCUUAAUUGUACAUACGGUAUAUUAGAUAUGCAGGUACCAUCAUCAAAUUGCACAGAAACAACACAUUGCUUACAGGAAAUAGACAGAUUUUAAUCACAGUACACACUUCUAUACUUAACACCUCAGAAAGCAUGUUUUUUAUAUAUAUUCCUCUCUUUUUGCAAUUACGCAUACGCUUUAAUGUUUGCAUCCACCGACACCCACAUUCAUUUUUGAGGACCAGGUUUGAGGUACAUAACUUCUACUUGAUGAAACACAGAGAGCACAACAGCUUCUUUUGCUAAAGAUUUACUAGAUAUUAGCUUCCUCCAUUUACUUAAUUUGUAUUGAAGGGAAUUUCUACAAAUAUUGAAUUAUUCUUUCGCCGUAUAAAGCACAAUUUUUUACUAUUAGAAUUUCCUAUCGCGCUUCUCUCGCCUAAAUUCUGUACGCAAUACAAAGUCCACCAUCGACGAGACACUAGCUGAGACUAUCAAGAUAUCUCCUCAAUAAUGAUGGGGUGUAAUUGCACUACUAUCAUUUAUAUGUCUGCUUUACGAUGCAAUAAAUGCACUUGACGUCAAACUGUACCCACAUCCAGUACUGAACCAGUUGUCGAUGAAGAUGUCAACGUUUCCUCUGGUUUCUGCCGAGCUGACCAAACAAACGUAACACAACAGUGUCUGAUGACGGUGUGUCUAUGGAGUGCAACUUUUGGCUUUAGCACAUUUCAAAGGGGAGGUGAUUAAAACACAAACAUUUAAGUAA
This is a messenger RNA of Gasterosteus aculeatus aculeatus (three-spined stickleback), 4427 nucleotides long. Its product is annotated as voltage-dependent L-type calcium channel subunit beta-4. The record is from RefSeq and is a predicted model, not a curated record. Gene Ontology annotation, molecular function: voltage-gated calcium channel activity; protein binding. Gene Ontology annotation, biological process: calcium ion transmembrane transport. Lineage: Eukaryota; Metazoa; Chordata; Actinopteri; Perciformes; Gasterosteidae. Gene Ontology annotation, cellular component: voltage-gated calcium channel complex.